GAGCCGCCCCAGCCGGUGGCGUCCACCUACAAGCUGGGCUCCAAGGAGGACUUCGUCCGCUACCUCCACGCGGCGGACAUCAAACUGGUGCGAGGUGCAUACCUCAAAAAGCUUCUUUCUGAAGGGCGUGUGUGGCCAAGGAGGCAAGAGGCUGAGGACGAGGCGGACGCUCUCUACAGGCCAGAACUGACCGAGGACUUCAAGUUCGUAGGGGUCUCCCAUGCUUGGGAGUCCAUGGAGCACCCCGAUCCCUGCGGCUUUCAGCUCAGGCAAAUCGUGGACCAUGCCCGACGUCACCACAGAUAUUUCUUCGAUGAAUGCUUUUUCUUCAUCGACUACAUGUCUUUGUACCAGUACAAGCGCAAUGACCAAGGCCAGGAGGAGGCCUUCCGCCACGCCAUGAAGGCCAUGCACCUGUUCUAUGCCAACUCCUCGAGCGAUUUCUGCAGUGUAUGGCGCGUUGAACGCCUGACGCCGGCUAGCUGCUGGCGCCGAGAGCUCAAGGCAGGUCGCACCGUGCCGGUGUAUGACGAGGUAGUCGGGGCCGUGGUGGAGAAGCAACUGAGCCAGCUCACCAGGAACACCACUCCCUACAGCUGCCGGGGCUGGUGCUGCGCAGAAGUCGAGUGGUCGAGGCCUAUUCCCAAGCAACAGUUUGAGACUUUC
Messenger RNA from Symbiodinium natans, 666 nucleotides. NCBI's taxonomy places the organism in Eukaryota, Dinophyceae, Suessiales, Symbiodiniaceae. The record is from the annotation of a GenBank genome assembly.